GCGGGAGCGCGCCGCAUGCGGGUGCGCGCUUCCAACCCGCCCCCCCCCAGCUCCUCCGCGGAGCCUCCCGCGCCCCCGCCCCGCUCCCGCCCCGCGCCGCCGCCGUGGGAGCCGCGGAGCCGCCGCGGCCGGGAGCGGGGAACGGGGAGCGGGGAGCGGGGCCCGUCCCCGCCGAUCGGGCUCCGGCGAGCCGGCCUCGGUCCGGCUGGAGCGGCCAUGGAGGCGGGCAAAAUGACUGUCAGCAUCAAUAAGGCUAUUAAUACACAGGAAGUGGCUGUCAAGGAGAAGCACGCCAGAACAUGCAUCCUGGGCACGCACCACGAAAAGGGGGCACAGACCUUCUGGUCAGUGGUGAACCGGCUGCCACUCUCAGGCAACGCCGUGCUCUGCUGGAAGUUCUGCCACGUCUUCCACAAGCUCCUCCGUGACGGCCAUUCGAACGUCCUGAAGGAUUCUGUGAGGUACAAGAACGAGCUGAGUGACAUGAGCAGGAUGUGGGGCCACCUGAGCGAGGGCUAUGGACAGCUGUGCAGCAUCUACCUCAAACUGCUGAGAACCAAGAUGGAGUUUCACACAAAGAACCCACGGUUUCCUGGCAAUCUCCAGAUGUCCGACCGGCAGCUCGACGAGGCAGGGGAGAGCGACGUCAAUAACUUCUUCCAGCUGACGGUGGAGAUGUUUGACUACAUGGAGUGUGAGCUGAACCUAUUCCAGACAGUGUUCAGCUCCCUGGACAUGUCGCGCUCUGUGUCAGUCACAGCUGCGGGGCAGUGCCGCCUUGCCCCACUCAUCCAGGUGAUCCUGGACUGCAGCCACCUCUACGACUACACGGUCAAGCUGCUCUUCAAACUCCACUCCUGUCUGCCAUCCGACACACUGCAGGGCCACCGGGACCGUUUCCUGGAGCAGUUCAGAAAGCUGAAGGACCUCUUCUAUCGCUCCAGUAACCUGCAGUACUUCAAACGGCUAAUUCAGAUCCCACAGCUCCCAGAGAACCCUCCCAACUUCCUGCGAGCCUCAGCACUGUCAGAGCACAUCAGCCCUGUGGUGGUCAUCCCCGCUGAGGCAUCCUCGCCCGACAGUGAGCCCAUCACAGACCUGGUGGAAAUGGAAACAGCGUCACAGAGUGUGUUUGACAACAAGUUUGAUGACAUCUUUGGCAGCUCAUUCAGCAGCGAUCCCUUCAACUUCAACAGUCAGAAUGGGAUGAGCAAGGACGACAAGGACCGGUUAAUAGAGCAGCUCUACAGGGAGAUCGGGGCCCUGAAGGAGGAGCUGGAGAGCUGCAAGGCUGAGAAUGAGCGUCGCACCCUGCAGCUGCGCGGGCGCAUCAGCGAGCUGGAGGCCGAGCUGGCCGAGCAGCGGCACCUGAAGCAGCAGGCGCUGGACGAGAGUGAGUUCCUGCGCACUGAGCUGGAGGAGCUGAAGAAGCAGCGGGAGGACACGGAGAAAGCGCAGAGGAGCCUGACAGAGAUUGAACGUAGGGCACAGGCGAACGAGCAGCGAUACAGCAAGCUCAAGGAGAAGUACAGUGAACUGGUGCAGAACCACGCUGACCUGCUGCGGAAGAACGCGGAGGUGACCAAGCAGGUGACAGUGGCGAGACAGGCUCAGGGCGAUGUGGAGAGGGAGAAGAAGGAGCUGGAGGACUCCUUCCAGCGGGUGAGCGAGCAGGCUCAGAGGAAGUCUCAGGAGCAAGCCGAGGUGCUGGAAACUCUGAAGCAGGAGCUGGCAGCCAGCAAGCAGGAGCUGCAGGUCCUGCAGGGCACUCUGGAGUCCAGCACACAGGUAGGAGCAGAGCAGAGCACCCGGAUAGCUGACCUGGAGCAGGAGAGAGACAGCCUGAGCCAAGUGGCAGAGCGGCAUGGUGAGGAGAUGGCAGCCCUGCGGGCUGAGCUGCAGCAGCUUCAGGACACACUCAGCAGUGAAAAGGAGAGCAGCAAGAAGGAGCUGGAGACACUGCAGACUCAGCUGCAAGAUAAGGAGAGCAUGGAGCAGACGCUGCAGCAGCGCCUCACCGAGGAGCAGUUUGCUCUGCUGCAGGGCAGCGCACGGGAGGCAGAGAGGAUGGUGCAGGAUGCCCUCAGUCACCUCGAGGACCCUGCUCACAUCAGCUGCACUGGCUCAGCAGAUUACCUCCUGUCCAGGACAUUGGCAGCCUCUGAGUGCACAGAGAGGCUGCAGGAUGCACACAGAAAAUACCUUUCCAAUCGUACAGAUGUGAGCAGCCUGCUGCCCUGCGUGGCCCUCUUUGCCCACCUCAUCAGCGACACCAUCCUGCAAGGCAGCGCUACCUCCCACAUGGCCCCAAUGGAACCCGCUGACCGUCUGCUGGAGAUGUGCAAGCAGUGUGGCAGCGAGGCCAUGAGCUACCUCAGCUCCCUGCAAGACCUAGAUAGUGUGGAGGGCGCCGACUGCACGCCGGUGACCAGCUGCCUGGGCCGGAUCAGCGCCAUUGGGGAGGAGCUGCGACCCAGAGGACUGGACGUGGAGCAGGAGGAGCUGGGUGAUCUGGUGGACAAGGAGAUGGCAGCUACAUCAGCAGCCAUCGAGACUGCGGCCGCACGGAUAGAGGAGAUGCUGAGCAAGGCCCGGGCUGGUGACACUGGGGUCAAACUGGAAGUGAAUGAGAGGAUCCUGGGCUCCUGCACAGGCCUUAUGCAGGCAAUCCAGGUGCUGGUCCUGGCGUCUAAGGACCUGCAGCGAGAGAUUGUGGAGAGCGGACGGGGCGCAGCGUCACCCAAGGAGUUUUAUGCCAAGAAUUCCCGCUGGACGGAAGGCCUCAUCUCUGCCUCCAAGGCUGUGGGCUGGGGAGCAACUGUCAUGGUUGAUGCUGCUGACCUGGUGGUGCAAGGGAAAGGGAAAUUUGAGGAGCUGAUGGUCUGUUCCCAUGAGAUUGCAGCCAGCACCGCACAGCUAGUGGCAGCUUCCAAGGUGAAGGCAGACAAAGACAGCACCAACCUGGCCAAGCUCCAGCAAGCUUCUCGGGGUGUCAACCAGGCCACAGCCGGCGUGGUGGCCUCCACCAAGUCUGGCAAGUCACAGAUUGAGGAGAAAGACAGCAUGGACUUCUCUAGCAUGACACUAACCCAGAUCAAGCGUCAAGAAAUGGACUCUCAGGUGCGAGUGUUGGAGCUGGAAAACCAGCUGCAGAAGGAGCGGCAGAAGCUGGGGGAGCUGCGCAAGAAGCAUUACGAGCUGGCAGGAGUGGCAGAGGGCUGGGAGGAGGAUGCCACCGACUAGAUGCUGCAGCAGAAGCAGCCAGCAGCAGACACCCCUUCGGUCGGCUGGGACCCAGCUCGGUGCAGCCCUUUCAGAAGAUACACAAUAAACUGGUGCAAAAUCCACCCUGAAGCACACGUCCUCUGCAUUCCCCGAGAGCCACCUGCAGCGCUGGAGGACCGAGAGCCGCGUUGCUGCUGAGGGAGACCCUGGGGCCAGGAGCAAGGACUCCCCAGCCACCCAGCCUCACGCCAGCUGCAAACUGCACGUGUAUUUAUUAGAGCUGCUUGGGGGGUCUCUGGGGUGGUCUCUAACCCUUUAGUUUCAUUUUUGCACAGAUUCUCUGAACUGUUUGACCCAGCUCUGGCGGACCAGGAGCAUUCGGGUUUCCUUCACCUCUUGCUGCUUCUCCAGCCUUAAUGCGUUAACUGGCUCAGCACAAACACCUCAAGGGAAGGAGCCUGCCUGGUGCAAAGGGCCACAGGGAUGCAGUGGGGUCAGGAACUGGCUCUGCUGGUGCUGCUGGGCUAGCAUGGGGCUUGGUGCUAGGCAUGCUCCCCCGGCCCCAGCCCCCUGGCCCGCUCAGCUGCUGGCAGCAGCCAGGGUGGUGGGUGAGUCUGUGUGGGAGCAGAGUGCCUUUGGCCACCGUAAGGCCAGGGUCCCGUGCUGCUGCCGGGUCGGGCUCGUUCACACAAGGCAGCCUGGGUUGCUGAACCCUGGCGGUAAGAGCCAUUGCCUCCUCCAAACCCUGCAGAGCUCACUGGGCCCAUUGGCAGCCAGGCCAGGUCCCAGCAGCAGUGCUGGGAGCAGCCAGCAAUGAGGAGGGUUUGGGCUGGCAGUGAAAGGAAGGUUGUGACGAGCUCCUGUCCCCGUGUUCCCAAAGUGCCCUGUCUGGAGCAGUGCUUGGAGCAGAGGAGCUGGGCUGGCUGGCCCUGUGCAGCGCUGUGCUGCCGUGAGAGAUCACUGUGUCAAUGCCAGCAAUAAACCACUCUACAAGGU
Molecule: messenger RNA, 4221 nt
Organism: Oxyura jamaicensis (ruddy duck)
Lineage: Eukaryota; Metazoa; Chordata; Aves; Anseriformes; Anatidae
Gene: HIP1
Product: huntingtin interacting protein 1
Exons: 31
Coding region: 16-3243 (1075 amino acids)
Biological process (GO): endocytosis; clathrin coat assembly; actin filament organization
Cellular component (GO): presynapse; clathrin-coated vesicle; actin cortical patch
Molecular function (GO): actin filament binding; phosphatidylinositol-3,4-bisphosphate binding; clathrin light chain binding
Source: RefSeq, a predicted model, not a curated record